Messenger RNA from Ilyonectria robusta, 1116 nucleotides. RefSeq names its product cellulase family protein. The coding region runs from base 1 to 1116 and encodes 371 amino acids. The record is from RefSeq and is a predicted model, not a curated record. The transcript has a single exon. NCBI's taxonomy places the organism in Eukaryota, Fungi, Ascomycota, Sordariomycetes, Hypocreales, Nectriaceae. Gene Ontology annotation, molecular function: hydrolase activity, hydrolyzing O-glycosyl compounds.
AUGAUUCCCGAGGGUCUUCAGUACUCGUCAAUUACCGACAUCAUAGCCAAGAUUAAGUCGCUCAAGAUGAACUCGGUCCGUAUGGGAUGGGCUACCGAGAUGGUCGAUGAUAUUCUGGACAACGGUGGCGAUGUUACUCUUAGAGAUACAAUGGUACAUGUUCUUGGUGACGAGCGUGGCGAGGCUAUUGUUGCUCAGAUACUCCAGCACAACCCGCAGUUUACAGAGAACACAACGCGCCUCCAGGUCUGGGACGCCGUGGCUGCCGAAAUCCACAAGGCAAAACUACACAUGAUUGUCAACAACCACCUAUCCAAGGCCGUCUGGUGCUGCAGUCCUGACGACGGAAACGGAUGGUUUGAUGACACCUACUUCCACGUAGCCAAGUGGAAGCGCAGUCUGAGGUUCAUGGCCAAGCAUGCCAGGAGACAUUGGCCGGCUGCCACUGCCCACUCGCUGCGUAACGAGCUGCGUCCAGUGACAACGCCAGCCAACGACACAUACGGCUGGUCGAGAUGGUACAAUGAGAUGACCGAGGCUGGAGCCAUUAUCCAUGCUACAGAUCCCGACGCUCUCGUCAUAUACUCGGGCCUAAACUACGACCACGAACUAAACCCCAUCACGGCUGCGGCUCCCUUGAGCGACACCGAUCCACGAGUCUUUUCGCUAGCCGACUUUGACUACGCCAACAAGAUUGUGUUCGAGCUUCACAGCUAUGACAAUUGGAUGUACAACUGUACCUUCUUCCAGACGGAGCUAUACAAACGUGGCUUCAACGCACUCGACGUCUCUGACCAGACCACCGCCCGCAAUAUCGCCCCCGUCAUUCUUACAGAGUUUGGUUUUGCACAAAAUGGGACGGACUACCUGGGAACGUACGCUCAGUGCCUCAAGGACUUCAUCACUGGCAACGACCGUAUUGGAGGCGCAACGCGGAUCCGAGGGCCCAUUGGGUGGCUGCAGUGGACCAUAGGCGGAUCGUACUACAUGAGACAAGGGAUUGCAGACUUUGAUGACUGGUGGGCGCUACUGAAUCAUGAAUGGAGUGACUGGAGAAACCACACGGUAUUGAAUGAGUACCAAAAGCCCAUGGUAGAGGCGGUUCUAGCUGCUUGA